Molecule: messenger RNA, 1279 nt
Organism: Oncorhynchus tshawytscha (Chinook salmon)
Lineage: Eukaryota; Metazoa; Chordata; Actinopteri; Salmoniformes; Salmonidae
Product: ubiquitin carboxyl-terminal hydrolase isozyme L1-like
Exons: 9
Coding region: 119-781 (220 amino acids)
Biological process (GO): ubiquitin-dependent protein catabolic process; protein deubiquitination
Cellular component (GO): cytoplasm
Molecular function (GO): cysteine-type deubiquitinase activity
Source: RefSeq, a predicted model, not a curated record
CAGCAUAUGAAGCGGGUGGACGGUCGGGAUGUGAUCAUAUCGCCCAAAUCAGCAGCUGGUUGCGACAGAGCAAAUUUGACAACAUACCGAUAUACGGGACCGAACCUUACCGAACAGGAUGGAGUGGCAACCAAUGGAGAUCAACCCGGAGAUGCUGAACAAGGUGCUCAGUGGGCUGGGGGUGUGUGGUAGCUGGGGCUUCGUGGAUGUGUUGGGGCUGGAGGAUGAGGGAGUGUCUUCAGUACCUUCUCCCAGCUGUGCCCUCAUGCUGCUCUUCCCUCUGACACAACAGCACGAGUCGUUCCGGCAGCAGCAGGCUGGGAAGGUAUCGGGAGGUACUGACCUCUACUUCCUGAAACAGACGGUGGUCAACUCCUGUGGCACCGUGGCUCUGCUGCACGCAGUCGCCAACAACCCCACCCACAUAGAGUAUGAUGGUGACUCUGCUCUGAAGAAGUUUCUAGAUGAGACGGCUAACAUGACCCCCGCCCAGCGAGCCACACACCUGGAGAACAACCAGGCCAUCAGAGAGGCUCAUGAUGGAGUGGCAGCACAGGGCCAGUGCAGGGUGGAGGCAGAUAACGUGAACUUCCAUUUUAUCACCUUUGUCAAUGUGAAAGGACAGCUUUAUGAGCUGGAUGGUAGGAUGGAGGGACCGGUGAACCAUGGAACCACCAAGGAUGACUCCUUCAUCAAGGAUGCAGCCAGGGUGUGUCGGGGUUUUGUGGAGAGAGCAGAGGGAGAGGUCCGCUUCUCUGCUGUGGCCCUCUGUCAUACCUAGAGACCCUGGAGAGGGACACACACACACACACACACACACACACACAGGUGAACCAUGGUGUAUACACACCUGGUAUGUACUGGAAACAGUUUGCACUCUCCCCACACACACACACGCAGCACACAUGCGUAGAUGUUAGUUUGCACAAGCCUGGUGUCACGUUGAUGUCACUACUGCUGUACUUUCUGUCUGCUGUACUGUUAUUUAUUUUUCCAAGUCAGAUCACCACUGAGAAAGUAGUGCACUUACAUGGGGAGUAGGGAGCCGUUUGCUCUGCAGCCUGUGAGGUGUUCCUGUUUUUCUGCUGUCUGACUCCUCAGCUCUGUUUCUAACAGCUGUUACGUCAGACUACGAUGUUAGGAUGACGUUGUUACUGUGUUAGGAUGACGUUAGGAUGACGUUGUUACUGUGUUAGGAUGACACUGCAACAAUGUUGGCUGUGCUUUGCCUUUCUGCAUCUUCCUGUGCUGCUGACUGCCAAUAAACAACCAAACUACA